AUGUCAUUAAUCGCCGAAGCUCAAAGUUUAAUUACCGACACUCAAUUCUUAAUUCACAACAUCCAAGAUUACAUUAACAUUGAUGAGAAGUUAUUAUUCAGUUUAGGUUGUAUUGCUUUCAAUCCUAUCUUUUGGAACAUCGUUGCCAGAUUAGAAUAUAACACUCAUUUCUUAACCAAGAUUUGUGGUGGUGCUUAUAAUGGAUGUUAUUUGUUAGCAUUGACUAUUUUCUCCUUAGGUAUCUAUAGAGAUUAUGUUUAUCAUGAAGCUUUAAUGGAACAACCAACUUAUAAACCAUUCGUUGAUUCAAUUAUUAUCAAAUCAUUAUCAGUGUUAUUCUUCGGAUUUGGUAAUAUUUUGGUUGUUACUUCAAUGUGGGGGUUAGGUGUUACAGGUACUUAUUUAGGUGAUUACUUCGGAAUCUUAAUGAGUGAAAGAGUUACCGGAUUUCCUUUCAAUGUUAAUGACAAUCCAAUGUACAAUGGUUCUACCUUAUGUUUCUUAGGUACUGCUUUAUGGUACGGUAAACCAACCGGUAUUGUUGUUAGUGGUUUAGUUUUCGUGAUGUACAAAAUUGCGUUACUUUUCGAAGAACCUUUUACUGCUAAAAUCUAUCAACAAAAAGCUGAAAACGAAAAGAAAAACUUGUAA
Messenger RNA from Yamadazyma jaroonii, 651 nucleotides. The record is from the annotation of a GenBank genome assembly. Lineage: Eukaryota; Fungi; Ascomycota; Pichiomycetes; Serinales; Debaryomycetaceae.